GAUGAUGGUAUUUUUUUUCCUUUUUCCUAGUUACGACCAUCCAGGGUUGUAAUCUUAUAAUUUUUUUCCUGCUCUAUUAAUAGAACUUCGCACCGUCUCGUGCGAGGCGUUAAAAAAAAACAUGGUCAGCAUAUGCAGUUUGAAGCAUGCUAAAAGGUUGCUACUAUAUACAGGUGAGGUCAGUCGUUGAUAAAUGAAAACAAAGAGCAGUUUCUUUGGUUAUUCUUGGAUGGUCAUCCUCCAAUUGCUCCAGGCCUGUCGUUAAUAUAUACCUGAAUAACAGCAACAAACUCAAGCUCUAAAAUUGGCCUGACUAAUUAUGCAAGCAAGCAUGCAAGCAGCUGGUCGAUCUCACGUACUAGUAUUUAAGCGCAUCAUGUGAAGCACAAUGUUUCGGAAAUCUAAUCCCCCGCAGCUACUAAUUACUACUAACCGUUAAAAGUAGCCGCCGGUUAAUAUUCGAUCGAUCGAUCAUGUGGUGUACGUGGGCGUUGGGGCGGGUGGUGUUGGCGGUGGUGUUCCUGGUUGCGUUGGCUGCCGGCGAUGCAGCGCCGCCCAAGGUUCACCGGAACCACGGCAAGUUCACGGCGGGGCCAUGGAAGCAGGCGCACGCGACGUUCUACGGCGGGCGCGACGGGUCCGGCACGCUGGACGGCGCGUGCGGGUACAAGGACACGUCCAAGGAAGGCUACGGCGUGCAGACGGUGGCGGUGAGCACGCCGCUGUUCGGCGCCGGCGCCGGCUGCGGCGCCUGCUACGAGGUCAAGUGCGUGGACAGCCCCGACGGUUGCAAGGUCGGCGCCGCCCCCUUGGUCGUCACCGCCACCAACCUCUGCCCCCCCAACCCCGGCCAGUCCAACGACAACGGCGGCUGGUGCAACCCGCCGCGCGAGCACUUUGACCUCUCCAUGCCGGCCUUUCUGCAGAUCGCGCAGGAGAAGGCCGGCAUCGUGCCCAUAUCGUACAGACGGGUGCCGUGUGUGAAGGUGGGUGGGAUCAGGUACACGAUAACCGGGAACCCGUACUUCAACCUGGUGAUGGUGUCGAACGUGGGCGGGGCGGGUGACGUGGCAGGGCUAUCGGUGAAGGGGAACAAGAGGGUGAAGUGGACUCCGCUGAAGCGCAACUGGGGGCAGGAGUGGCAGACGUCGGAGGUCCUCACCGGAGAGUCGCUGACGUUCAGGGUGAUGACCGGCGACCACCGCAAGGCCACCUCCUGGCACGUCCUCCCCCCCGACUGGCAGUUCGGCGUCACCUACCAGGCUACCAAGAACUUCAACUAAUUCUUAUCAAUCAUGCCAACCCAACCCAACCCAACAGCAAAAUAUGAAGGCUCUCUUACAUGCAUGAAUGCUGACUACUGCAAAUCUGGAUCGAACCGAUGAUGAUCAUACUAGCUACAAAUGUAUAUAUGUGUUAACGAGGUGAAAGGAAAGCGAAGAAAUUUAAUUUGUGCAUGAAAAUAAAAAGGAUCUGUUUCAUACAAAUCGGCA
Molecule: messenger RNA, 1493 nt
Organism: Oryza sativa Japonica Group (Japanese rice)
Lineage: Eukaryota; Viridiplantae; Streptophyta; Magnoliopsida; Poales; Poaceae
Source: RefSeq, a predicted model, not a curated record